Messenger RNA from Mustela erminea (ermine), 917 nucleotides. RefSeq lists its product as uncharacterized. The record is from RefSeq and is a predicted model, not a curated record. Bases 1 to 864 code for a protein of 287 amino acids. The transcript is spliced from 3 exons. Lineage: Eukaryota; Metazoa; Chordata; Mammalia; Carnivora; Mustelidae.
AUGGGGACCAGCACGGGUGUCCCGGAGCUCCGUACAAGCUCUCCAAAUAGUCAGAGGGGAGCUUGCGAGUCUCGGGAAGGCGGCGGGGACGCGGGGCUCGCACCUGCUCUACUUCCUCCUCCGCAUCUCGCGCGCGUGGAGGCCCAGAAGCACCUGAGCUGGCAGGGCUCCGCGCUGGACCUGGCCAUCAUCAGCCCAGACCCCAGGGCCCUCGAGCGGAUACCCCGGUACCACCACAGCCCGACGCAAGAGAAGGAUGAGCUCCCAUUAGCCCAGGGUGCAGACCAAGGCCUGGUUCCUGCCUGGGGUCUGGGGGCCUGGCGGGGGAGGGCUGGGGCCAGGAGCUUGGGGGCUGUGUGUGCAGCAGAGGGACUGUGUGUGUCUGGGGCGAGUCUGCGCCCCUCCUUCUGGCUGCCGGGAAUUGCCUGCGUUUACGAGUGUGUGCCCGUGUCCCAGUGGCUAGUCUCUGUGUGCGUUUGUCCCCCGAUGUGUUCAGGGGAAAGGAGCAGGGUGGUCGGAAGGACUGCAGAGUCAGGAUGCGCCGGCUGGGAGUCUGGCUUCUGCCACUUAAGACCCUGUGCCUUGGAUGAGUUUCCCAGUUUUUUCCUGCCUCGGUGUCCUUGUUCCUGGUGGAUGCAUUCAUCUACCAAAUAUUUAUCGAGCAUCUGCAGUAUGCUAGGCACUAGCCCAGGCCUUGGAGGCCGCAGCAGUGAGCAAAAGUCGCAGAUCCUGGCUCUGGUGAGCCAGGCCAACAAUAAAGAAAGAAUUGAGUACACAAUAUGUCACACGGUGGUGAGUGUGGUGUGUGUGUACAUGGGAAGUUUUAGACUGAGAGGCCUUCCCAGGAAGGUGACCCUUGGAUAGAGUCCUGUGAAGUGAGGAGCGAGGACUUAAGUGGAGGAAGAGCAUCAGCCUGU